GCAGCCGAGCAAACAACUUCCAUAUUUGUUGCUCUCCUUCAACGAUUCUGCAAAUUCGGUUAUUGAUCCCCCUUCUCUCCCCUUCUCUCUCUAGUGGUUAUUAUGUAAUUAUUCAACGGUUGCCUCCGCAGCUGGAGCCGCAGCUUGUGUUAUGCUGGUAGCACACUUGUGCAUUUGUGUGUGUCUGUGGUGAGCGCGCGUGUGUGUGUGAUUUUAUGUCCUUUCGCGCUUCAGCUGCGAACACAGAGCACAGUUGUCGGUGUGGACUCGGCCCAUACAGUCAUUGGUCUCCGAAGAGGAUCACAGUUGCGCUUUUCUUGAAUAGCUCGAGCUCUAGGAGUGAAAAAGAAGCGGGAGGCGCGAGCUGAGCUUCCGGGUGUUGUUUGGCUAGAGAAAGCGCUCGAGAAUGUCCUUGUAUGACUGGAGCCAAGUCUUUUCCCGUGUUUGGAGCACGGAAUUACUCCCGUUUUGAACUUGUUCCUGGUUCGUUUCCACCCUUUUGCCAAGGCGAGAAUUUUCUGGAUACUUUUGUGUGCAGAGAGGAUUGUUUUAUAUUAGAAAGAGAACGGAAAGCUUUAUUUUUCAAACAAGUCACUUUUACGCAGAGAUGUCUUCUCGCCGCGCUGUGGUUUUGUGAUCGCCCACCAGAGCGUCGAGAGCUCUUCACCGGGACCGAGUCUCACACAGUGGGUCACCAUGGCAACGGGAGUGGCGGCGUGGUUACCCUUUGCCCGGGCUGCUGCUAUAGGAUGGAUGCCGGUAGCCAGUGCGCCCAUGCCGACGCCCCCGCCGGACAACCGGCGGAAGCAGGACGGGCUCAUCUUGCUCAAUGUCAGCGGACAGAAGUUCCAGACGUGGCGGAAUACAUUGGAGCGGUACCCGGACACUUUACUGGGCAGCACGGAGCGGGAAUUUUUCUUCCACGAGGAGACAAACGAAUACUUUUUCGACCGUGACCCGGAUAUUUUCAGACACAUUCUGAACUUCUACCGUACCGGGAAGCUGCACUACCCGCGCCAGGAGUGCAUCUCGGCCUACGAUGAGGAGCUGGCCUUCUUUGGGAUCAUACCGGAGAUCAUAGGGGACUGUUGCUAUGAAGAGUACAAGGACCGGCGGCGGGAGAACCAGGAAAGGAUCCAGGAUGACGAGGACAGCGAGAACCAGAACGAUAUGGUCCCGCCGGAUAUGACAUUCAGAGAAACCAUGUGGCGGGCCUUCGAGAACCCCCACACGAGCACCAUGGCCCUGGUGUUUUAUUAUGUCACCGGCUUCUUCAUUGCGGUUUCCGUGAUGGCUAACGUGGUGGAGACGGUCCCGUGCGGGACUUUGCCAAAUCGGGUCAAACAGGUGUCGUGCGGGGAGCGGUACGCCUUGGCAUUUUUCUGUCUGGAUACGGCCUGCGUCAUGAUCUUCACCGUGGAGUACCUGCUGCGUCUAAUGGCGGCGCCCAGCCGCUGGAACUUCAUCAAGAGCGUGAUGAGUGUCAUCGAUGUGGUGGCCAUUAUGCCCUAUUACAUCGGCCUGGUCAUGACUGACAACGAGGACGUCAGCGGGGCCUUCGUCACCCUGAGGGUCUUCCGCGUUUUCAGGAUUUUCAAAUUCUCCCGCCACUCUGCGGGGCUGCGCAUCCUGGGCUACACGCUGAAGAGCUGCGCCUCGGAGCUGGGCUUCCUGCUCUUCUCCCUCACCAUGGCCAUCAUCAUCUUCGCCACCGUCAUGUUCUAUGCUGAGAAGGGCUCCUCAGCCAGCAAGUUCACCAGCAUCCCAGCAGCCUUCUGGUACACCAUCGUCACCAUGACAACUCUGGGGUAGGUGCUGGUCCAGCUUACCAUACAGUGUAGAUGUGUGGUCACAUGCUCAGGAGGUAUGUUGUCGUGUCAACCCUAAAUCAGCAGCAUUGGUUUGCUGUUGCUCUCUCCUUUGAGUGUGUUCUCUCUACA
Molecule: messenger RNA, 1940 nt
Organism: Oncorhynchus mykiss (rainbow trout)
Lineage: Eukaryota; Metazoa; Chordata; Actinopteri; Salmoniformes; Salmonidae
Source: RefSeq, a predicted model, not a curated record